Messenger RNA from Nicotiana attenuata, 906 nucleotides. Its product is annotated as FAS1 domain-containing protein SELMODRAFT_448915-like. The record is from RefSeq and is a predicted model, not a curated record. Lineage: Eukaryota; Viridiplantae; Streptophyta; Magnoliopsida; Solanales; Solanaceae. Bases 1 to 906 code for a protein of 301 amino acids. The transcript has a single exon.
AUGAUGAUCAGAAAUGGAAGAACCAUUGCACCCAACAGCAUUCCUCUGUAUCUGAAUGACACCAAUUUCGAUCUUGCAAUUCUGAAAUCAUUACCAGAGAAAACAGAGUACAAAACUCCAGCUGAAGCACUGAAAAGAUCGAACUUAAAGAUCAACAAUGAAGCAACUGAGAUACCAACAACACCGCCGCCAUAUCAACAACCCAACACCACCACAUUUCCACCGCCGCCGCCGCUCACACAGCACCAAAUCCAAGAACAGCAACUAAACAACAUAGUGGAAGCAUUAAUCGGAGCAGGGGAUUUUGCAGGGUGGGCAAAUUUAUUAUCUUCCACAGAUUUAUCAUCUCUUCCGCUCUCCGCCACUUUUUUCAUCCCAGGCAACGACGCCAUGUCAAAUCAUCAAACACCUGGCGAUCACAAUAUCAACUUAGACCCAUUUCUCAUUGCCUAUCAUAUAAUCCCACAACGCCUCUCUUUCGCCGAUCUCCAACAGUUCAAAUCCAACACUCGCCUUCCAACUCUCUUACCUUCUAAAUUCAUCGUCAUUACAAACAAUUCUUUAACCAAUUUUACUGUCGAUGGCUCUCAAAUCACCUACCCAGAUGUUUACGUAAAUUCUGCUUUUACAGUACAUGGUGUUAAUAAAGUUCUUGAAUAUUCCGUUUACGGUGCUGAUCAUGUGUUCUCUCCUCCAGAGAACAAUACUGUGCCUACUCAAACUGUUGCACCUAUCCCACCAAAGACAAAGACAAAGCCAAAGCCGAAGCCAAAGACAUUAUUAUUUCCUGAAGGAGGUGGAGGUUUUAUUGAUGGUUGGAGGAGUUCUAAUUCAACUAGAGCAUUUCCUAUUGAGAAAUUAAUGUUUGACAUAUCUGUUCUGUUUUUCAUAUUUUUUUGGGUUUGA